AGGGUGGAUAGCCACAUCCCUGGUGUAGAUACAGUAGGGGGUUUCUCCAUGUGGUCGUCACCGGGUCUGCUACAGAGGGACAGGAUGCUGCAACUGGCAGUCAAACGAAGCCCUCAUCCGCCUGCACACUGGGUGCAUACAAAGUGCAAGGUGGGGGCUCAAGUGGACCUGCGUGUGGGUGGCGACUACUUCUAUGACCCUCAGCCAGGCGAGGAGCCUCCCACAAACCUGCUGCUGGUGGCGGGUGGGGUCGGGAUCAACCCCCUCAUGAGUAUGCUGAGCCACGUUCAUGAUCUGCAGCAGAUGGCGACGACACGCAGCAUGUGCCCAAACAAGGUCAUCCUCAUGUUCAGUGCCAAAACCAAGGAGGAACUUUUGUUCAGGAAAAGAAUUGAUGAAUUAUGCAAUAUGAAGUCAAACAACAUGUCAUCAAUGUAUUUCAUCACAGAGGAGACAGCUGGGAAAGGAGACAACACUGUUUACAGUCGAAUCAAAGAGCAGCACAUACAAGAAGUGACGGACAGGUUGAAACCAGGGAAGGUGGAGUGCUACCUGUGUGGUCCAUCCCCCAUGAUAGCAAGUAUAGAAACAAUGCUUAAGGCUUGUGGCAUCACUGAACCCAGCAUUCACUACGAGAGAUGGUGGUAGAUGCUCUGGGAUUGUAUAUUGGAGGAGUAUCAUGGCAUUAUGGAAUUCCUAUGGUAUGUUUUAUUAAGUUUUAAGCACAUAUCAGUUGUGCCCUUGACAAAUGUAGUGAUAAUUCCAAUUAAGUGUUGCUGUAUUUGUCAAAGGAAUUCCCAUGAAGCUCUCAAAAACCUGAAUAAAAUCUGUGAUCACUGA
Haliotis rufescens (red abalone) is the source of this 840-nucleotide messenger RNA. RefSeq names its product oxidoreductase NAD-binding domain-containing protein 1-like. The record is from RefSeq and is a predicted model, not a curated record. Gene Ontology annotation, cellular component: mitochondrion. The transcript is spliced from 4 exons. NCBI's taxonomy places the organism in Eukaryota, Metazoa, Mollusca, Gastropoda, Lepetellida, Haliotidae. The coding region runs from base 49 to 648 and encodes 199 amino acids. Gene Ontology annotation, molecular function: oxidoreductase activity.